AACAUAAAUUAGCCACAACCGAUAGGAUUUUGUCAACGUGACUGGAAGGAUUCUCGCAUGGUCUCAACAGGACUGCCUGUAGUGGGUAAUAUAAAGCCGACCACGGGUUCACCGGCGUUUGUAGAACUUGAUCACCACGGAUACGAAUAGAAGGAUGUCCACAGCGUCUUACUCGGAGAGGAUCACAAUGGAGCCCCUGGUCGCAGCUAUCGAUCAAGGCACAAGCUCGACGAGGUUUCUGGUGUUCAAUUCUAAAACGGCAGAGCUGCUUAGUCACCACCAGGUUGGGAUAAAGCAGAGUUUCCCUAAAGAGGGCUGGGUAGAAGAGGACCCUAAGGAGAUUCUUCAGUCAGUUUAUGAGUGUAUGGAGAGGACCUGUGAGAAGCUCGGCCAGCUCAACAUAGACAUAUCCAACAUUAAAGCUGUCGGCGUGACCAAUCAGAGAGAGACUACGCUGGUUUGGGACAAAGAGACGGGGGAACCGCUCUACAAUGCCAUUGUUUGGCUGGACCUUCGUACACAGUCCACAGUGGAGAGGCUGAUCAACAGCACCCUGGGAAAGGACAAGAACCAUCUGAAGCACAAGACCGGUCUGCCCAUCAGUACAUACUUCAGUGCUGUGAAGCUGCGUUGGCUCAUGGACAACGUGGAGGAGGUCGCCGAGGCUGUCCUGACACACAGAGCCAUGUUCGGCACCGUGGACUCCUGGCUUAUCUGGUGUCUGACAGGGGGGAAGAGUGGAGGGGUGCAUGUCACAGAUGUGACCAAUGCAAGUCGCACCAUGCUCUUCAAUAUACACACCCUGGACUGGGACCCCGAGCUCUGCAAAUAUUUUGAUGUCCCAAUGGAAAUUCUACCCCAAGUGAAGAGCUCCUCAGAAAUAUACGGUUCAAUGAACUCUGGUUCUCUGGCAGGAGUUCCCAUCUCCGGGUGUCUCGGGGACCAAUCCGCUGCUCUGGUUGGUCAGAUGUGCUUCCAGGAUGGACAGGCUAAAAACACGUACGGAACUGGCUGCUUCCUGCUGAGAAACACAGGGAUCAAGCCAGUGAUAUCAGAUCACGGCCUCCUGACCACACUGGCCUACAAACUGGGGAAGGACUCACCAGCCCACUACGCUCUCGAGGGGUCGGUGGCCAUAGCUGGCGCGGUGGUACGCUGGCUGAAAGAUAACCUGGGAAUCAUCCAAUCCUCCGCAGAGAUCGAGAAGCUGGCAGGUGAUGUGGGCUCAUCCUAUGGAUGUUACUUUGUUCCUGCCUUCUCCGGGCUGUACGCCCCCUACUGGGAGCCCAGUGCACGAGGUAUCAUCUGUGGCCUGACUCAGUUCACUAACAGAUCUCACCUGGCCUUCGCUGCGCUGGAGGCUGUCUGUUUUCAGACGAGAGAGAUCCUGGAGGCUAUGAAUCAGGAUUAUGGGGUUCCUUUGACCCAGCUCCAGGUGGAUGGAGGCAUGACCUCCAACAGACUACUGAUGCAGCUUCAAGCUGAUGUACUCUGCAUCCCCGUGGUGAAGCCGUCCAUGUCGGAGACCACGGCGCUGGGCGCCGCCAUGGCAGCAGGAGCAGCAGAGGGGGUGGGUGUCUGGAGUCUGACCCCUGGUAACCUCACAACCAUCCCCACUGACAAAUACCAACCCCUGAUCAAUCCUGAGGAGAGUGAGUUCCGGUACGCACGAUGGAAGAAGGCCGUCCAGAAGGCCAUGAAUUGGGAGACCACGGAGCCCAGCAAUGGGAACGGCCCGGUCAGCAAUGGGAACGGCCCGGUCAGCAAUGGGAACGGCCCGGUCAGCAAUGGGAACGGCCCGGUCAGCAAUGGGAACGGCCCGCACACCACUGGUAGGAUCUGCGCCAACACUAGGAACCGUUGAGGAUACAUAUGGAGUUGAAGAGGGGGAACAUACAGAAUGUAACACCCGUCCCUCCAAUAGGUCCACAUGGCACCUACAUCUGAUGGCUGUUUGAGCAUGCUGUGGACUUUCCUCCUGAGAGCAUUCCUAGUCCACAUCCUGUUGCCUCCUGUACAUGUACUCAGCCCCGUUCUCUUAGUCCCAUGGACAAGGGCCCUACCUGUGAACCUUUAUCUUGGAAGAAUGGCCCAAAGAUGGAAUCAACUGAUGGAAGUCGACUGUGUGUCUGAACUGUGAUGGAAGAGACUGAUUCUCCUGUGGAAGGAAAAAAAAACAUCCAAUCGUGUCUUGUUUUCUAUGAAUUUAUUAAGCAGAUGAUAUUUUAAUGUUUUUUGUUUGUCAUAUGUUGUGCAUUUUGUCAUUUUAACAAAUGGUGACACUGUACAUUUAAAAUUUAAAAAAUAAUAAUUACACUGGUUAGUAAUAGCGCCACCAUUGAACCAGUGUUGUGAGAAUGUUGUAGGCUACAUAUCUAUAAUGUGGAAUGGAAGACCUGCUGAGAGAUGGUUUGCUACUCUGAUGAUCGUAGAUGUACCUAGUUAUAUGUGGGUCCACUUGAAGGAACCUCUGUAUGAAAAGCAUCGCAGGGUCCUUACAGCACUUUAUAAUGAUUGAUUUACGUGUGGAGUGCAUGAUAUGAGUACGAUGCUCUGUAUUUUUAAAGGGACAUUUUGUAUUUAAAAUAAAUAAAUAAUGAAAUACCGAUAAA
Messenger RNA from Oncorhynchus tshawytscha (Chinook salmon), 2612 nucleotides. RefSeq names its product glycerol kinase-like. Gene Ontology annotation, molecular function: glycerol kinase activity. NCBI's taxonomy places the organism in Eukaryota, Metazoa, Chordata, Actinopteri, Salmoniformes, Salmonidae. The transcript is spliced from 20 exons. The record is from RefSeq and is a predicted model, not a curated record. Gene Ontology annotation, cellular component: mitochondrion. Gene Ontology annotation, biological process: triglyceride metabolic process; glycerol metabolic process; glycerol-3-phosphate biosynthetic process. Bases 155 to 1864 code for a protein of 569 amino acids.